AGUUAAGGUUAUGUUUGUGUUUAUAUUAAGGUGCUGAUAUGAUUGAAGAAGAAAAGAAAGUCUUCCUUGGAGGGCAUGUGAGUUUGCUGUGCCUUAAUCUGUUGACACAGACAAACUGCAGUAAUGUUACAUGGCUGUCUAAUGAUAAUCCUGCCAUUGAGUUGGUCACCCUUGGUAAACGCAAUCCGGACAGGUCACAGAGAGAAGGCAGAGUGCGUCUGACGUCUAACUGCUCUCUACACAUCAGUGAACUCAAAGCUGCAGAUAAUGGAUGCUACACCUGCCGUCAGUAUUCAGGUGUGCAUGGAAGCAAAAUAGGAGAGGAUGCAAGAAUUUGCUUGAUUAUUAAUGAAACUGUCCAUUCCAUGAACAAUAAUGACAGCAGUGAUGACAGAGAAGACCUGUUAAUGAUAAUAAUCCUGUCAGUGCUCAUCGUCGGUGCUUUGUCGGUUACUGCGCUAAUCAUUUGGCACAGAUAUCACAGGAGAGGACAAAUGUGGACAUUAUUUGAAGAUCAAAACGUAUUGGAAUUUGAAACCAAAAUAACUGAACAUGAACACAAGAAUGGUGAAGAUGUGCACUACACUGAGUUAAACCUCAAUGUAAUGAAACCAAGGAAAGUGGACAUAGACAAAGUAGUGGACAAUGACCAAAAAACUGAAUAUGCUGUCAUAAAACUAUGCUAAUCGCUGUAAACAUGUUACACUAAAUAAUUCCUCAGUUGUACAGCGUAAAAUAAGUUGAUUUCCUCGACUGCAUGAGUCAUGUGUGCAAGCAAUUCUUCACAGGUUAUGAUUCCCAUGAGGUCUUUGUCUGUAUUUGGUCACUGGAUACUCACAAGUCACAAGUUUGUUGAACUUCCCAUUCUGUCGCUCUCUCUUUUGUCACAACCAUUUUUCCAUUAGUUUUUUUCUUCUUUUAGCUUUACUUUAUGUUCUUCAUUAAAUUAAGAUAAACUAAUUUUUGCCUCAGUCUUAACUUCUGUAAAAGAACAUUACAAUUGCAAACAUCACAAUCGC
This is a messenger RNA of Carassius carassius (crucian carp), 1019 nucleotides long. RefSeq lists its product as uncharacterized. The transcript has 5 exons. NCBI's taxonomy places the organism in Eukaryota, Metazoa, Chordata, Actinopteri, Cypriniformes, Cyprinidae. Bases 39 to 686 code for a protein of 215 amino acids. The record is from RefSeq and is a predicted model, not a curated record.